AUGUCGCACAUUUCAAACCCUUCUGGAAGGGCGGGCCGGGCUCCGAGCGACCUCCUGGUGGGGUCUUGCUCCGAAAGGCGUGGCCGGAGGCCGACCGUGGGGCGUGUUAGAGUGGGGGGCGGGCGGGCCGAGGGCGUGUCGGGAAGGGCCAGGCCUCCCCGGGGGGUCUUGGCGGCCAGGCCCCGGGGGAGGGAGGGGGCGAGCCGGGCCCUGGUGUGGAGCCUCUGCGUAGGGGAGGGCGGGCACUGGAGGCCGCCCGGGGCCAGCUGUCUGCCCAAGUGCAGAAUUCGCAGCAUCUCCGAGUCCAGUCUAUUUAUGGGCUGGAGAAAAGGUGGCGUUGCCCCUUCGCCGGCCUCCCCGCCUCCGGAGCCGCGCCGGGCGCCAGCAGCUCGCGGCUGGACGGCCGCCUGCGAGGGGCCUCGGGGUGCGGCCGGGGGCCUGCGGCAGUCCAGCCCUAGAGGGCGUGGAGACCAGAGGGCGGUGAAGCGGCUCUAGGUCCGCCUCUCCAUUGAUGAAAUUUAAGU
Messenger RNA from Mastomys coucha (southern multimammate mouse), 524 nucleotides. RefSeq names its product translation initiation factor IF-2-like. NCBI's taxonomy places the organism in Eukaryota, Metazoa, Chordata, Mammalia, Rodentia, Muridae. The coding region runs from base 1 to 495 and encodes 164 amino acids. The record is from RefSeq and is a predicted model, not a curated record. The transcript has 2 exons.